CUGACCUGUUUGUUCUUUCAGCAGCCUCAGUUAGUGUUUAACUCCACAGCAGCAGAAACACAGCAGAGGUAACCAAAACAUGAGGAAUCCUGUAGCUAAAGUUCAGACAAUCACUACAGGGGAAACCUUUGGAGCAGAUGUGGAUCUGAUGAACCAAGUCAUCCAGAAGGAUACAAGUCGGGAUGUACAACACAUCAUCCUGUUCUGUCCAAUCACAUCUCGUGUUGGUUCAGAUGUGGAGGCAGCCUUGGAAAAAGUCCCAUAUGGUCGAAGAAUCAUCCUGGUUCUGAUGCACCACACCCGAGACGCUGACUACUCAACGGCUGGGAUAAAGUGGUCAGAAUGCAUUGAAAACGUCGUCCUGGAUGUUCACGUUCUCUUCCAUGAAAGUGUCCCAGGGUUACUGAGCUGUGAACAAAAUCACAAGGCAGUGUUGCAAAUAAGACAUUUUUUAGAAAGACACAAAAAGAAUUCAGAUCAGAAUCGGGCUUUGGUUGGGUAUGGCUAUUGGCUAUUGUGUUGUGUUUUUUCUUGGGUCUUGUCUGAUGACAGGUCUUGGAUGAGGCUCUUGAACUGGUUCUGGUGUCCAGACAGGCUGUGGGUGAGGCUUGUGAUUUGGUUUGGCACUCAGCUUUUUCAUUUGAUUUCAGUUUUGCUGUCUUAUGUAAGAAAACCAAAAGUUAUUAAAGAAAGACUUCCUUAAUACCAUUGUUAACUCUACAACUUAUAUGUGUAUGAACAAGUUGUUUAAUGUCUCCUACACACAAACAUAGUCAUUAGAAAAUGAUCUAUAUGAACACAGGUACAGUUAUAUGCAGACUAGAAAACAUUUAAUAGGUUCCAAAGAUCUUUAUUAUGAAAUUGAAACUCUACUGAAAAAAAGGAUUUUGCAAUUGUUAGACUUUACUAAAAUAAAGUGUUUAUGAUAGUGAAGCUGGUAUAAUAAACUGUCCAGUUAGUUGCUUUUUAAUGAAGAUCAAAUAGAUGCUUUGAAUGAAUUAAUUCUUGUGACUCUUCUUAAUGCAUGUUGUAAUCUUAACCUUGACCUUUGUAACUUUAUAACCUCUGUCUAUAACCAUUGUAAUAUGAUGUUUGGGAACUGUUUUCUCUGACAAAUAAUCAAUAAAGCUUGAAAGAAUAAUAGAAUAU
This is a messenger RNA of Poecilia latipinna (sailfin molly), 1149 nucleotides long. RefSeq lists its product as uncharacterized. The record is from RefSeq and is a predicted model, not a curated record. The transcript is spliced from 4 exons. Bases 80 to 703 code for a protein of 207 amino acids. Lineage: Eukaryota; Metazoa; Chordata; Actinopteri; Cyprinodontiformes; Poeciliidae.